Messenger RNA from Cyanistes caeruleus (blue tit), 1149 nucleotides. The record is from RefSeq and is a predicted model, not a curated record. Lineage: Eukaryota; Metazoa; Chordata; Aves; Passeriformes; Paridae.
AUGUAUAUCAACCCAUUAAAUGUUAUGUUUUGUGGGACCCUUACCACCAAAAAGGGUGAAGGAGGACCAACAGAACACUGCUGGAUCCACAAGAUAAUAAUAGCAGCAGCAAACGCCAGGGAGAAGUUUUCCCCCCGGCGGGCGGUGCAGGCUGCACCCAGCGGCGCUGCCGGCGGCGGGGUCGGGCUGGGCUCUGCCGGCAGCAGGUCGGGGCGCUCCGGGCACAAUGCCGCCCCAUCCGCCUCGGAGCAGCGGUACCUCUUUGACAUCUCCAGCCUGCCGGAGGCAGAGGAGGUGACGGGCGCAGAGCUGCGGAUCCUGCGCUCCCUCCCUGAGAACCGGAGCUUGGCGCUGUCCCCCGAGGGCACCUUCCACCACCUCCUCCUUGCCCCCUGCCCAGGCCGGGACGGCGAGGAGCCCCGGCUGCUGGACUCCAGGGCUGCAGACGUUUUGGACACGGGCUCCUCCAGAUGGGAGGUGUUUGAUGUCUGGGAGGCCGUGCGAGAUCAGAGGGAGAGGUCGCUCUCGGGAAGGCUGCUGUGCUUCCAGCUGAGGAUCGUCUCGGAUCAGUCGGGGCAGCUCCUGCCCCCCCGGCAGCUGGGCUUCGGCAAGCCCCGGCCACAGCCCCAUGAGCGAGCCCUGCUCGUGGCCUUCUCCCGCACCCAGAGGAAGGAGAACCUCUUCAAGGAGAUCCGGGAUAAGAUCAAGGCCCUGGGCAGCCCCCCCUUCCUGGAGCCCCCCGAUCCCGGCCAGGAGGCGUAUCCCAAGCGGAGGAAGAGGAGGACCACCAUUGCCGCCCGGUCUGGGGGCAGAGGCCACGGGAAGAAGGCGAAGACUCGCUGCAGCAGGAAGCCCCUGCACGUGAACUUCAAGGAGCUGGGCUGGGAUGACUGGAUAAUCGCCCCCCUGGAUUACGAGGCUUAUCACUGCGAGGGGGUUUGCGACUUCCCCCUGCGCUCCCACCUGGAGCCCACCAACCAUGCCAUUAUCCAGACCCUGAUGAACUCCAUGGACCCGGAGUCCACCCCCCCGAGCUGCUGCGUGCCCUCCAAGCUCAGCCCCAUCAGCAUCCUCUAUAUAGACUCUGGGAACAAUGUGGUUUACAAACAGUACGAGGACAUGGUCGUGGAAACGUGUGGCUGCAGGUAG